Molecule: messenger RNA, 1450 nt
Organism: Spirometra erinaceieuropaei
Lineage: Eukaryota; Metazoa; Platyhelminthes; Cestoda; Diphyllobothriidea; Diphyllobothriidae
Source: the annotation of a GenBank genome assembly
AUGGUCCUGCUGGAGGAGGAGGAGGAGGAGGAGGAGGAGGAGGAGGAGGAAGAAGAAGAAGAAGACGCUGAUAUUCAGACCAAAUGGAAGAAGUGACGCUAUUGAAUGUACACGUUGGUAGCACCUAGGCCGAGUUGAUGGCUAAGGCGAAAAAAUUCGAAGUUUGCCUCCCGAAAAAAUAGGGCUAUGGCAGACUUGGGCCAAGGACGGGGCUGUCGCGAUAAAUGGCUCAAGAAAUCUGAGGAUAUGCCGGGGUAGGGAGGCGGAGAAUCUCUUCAAGGAUAUUAAAGCCGUCUAGGGUCGUCAAGCCAAGAACUGUUUGAGCAAAUGGAGAGGCACAGUUGCCCGCGUAAUUUUCGCUGGGUUCAUGCUGGGAUCUGUUAAUGGGACAAGUGGAUUAAAGCAGCGCUACUUUCUUGCACUGUCCCCCACCCCUUCUAGGCGUCCACCAAAAUAAUGGGGGCAUAACUUGUGAGCUGACCUAGAACCAGCAAUUCCUUCCGAGUUGAUUCUGUCUACUCUAGGUACAAUGCAUCCAGACAAAAAUGAGAGUUUACUGUCAACAGUCUGUUAACAAGUGCAAUAAACCUCCUCUUCCAUAUUCAAUGUUGACACCGCCUAGGCGAGGUAUUUAAUCACGUGGAGAGCGCACAGGUGAACACUAUUUCCAACGGCAAGGUCGGUGGGUCAGAUGGUCGAACAAUCAUCACACCAACAUCCAACGCGCGUGAUGAAAUUUCAAAGAUUAACAACUCGAAUAUCGACCAUCGAACAAUCAUCACGUCAGGUGCGAAAAUCCGAUGAAGGGGGUAGCUGCUAAUUUUCAUAGGUGUGCGGUAGCAUGGUGACUGCAUUCUAUGAAUACUGCAACCCCCAUGUGCAUGAACUACCCGUAUCUGCCAUUGCCUCGGACUGCGGUUUCGGACAGAAAUCCAAAACGUCAGGCAAAUAAAGCGCUUGUCUCAACGAUCGUGUCUGCAUCUUUACGUCUGCUUCCUGGAACUCGUCCCCUCGUUCCUAUUAGUACAUAGGACCACUGUCCACGACUUUUUAUUCGAGAACAACUGCGCGUUGAACACCAAAACAGGGCAGUGAUGCAGUGGUCUGAUCACCAACACGGAGAUGGGUGUAUCAUUAAACCAGUUGGUGCCAUCUCAGAAACAUAACAAGUUUGAGUUCAGUGGCAGUGGGAUUAGCCUUCCAACCACGAAUGAGUCCGAGGACCUAGAAGACAACAGCUUACGAAGUAUCAAGAUCGAGGACUAAACUGCGCGUCGGAUUUCUAAGGCCUACCGGCGAUUUGGUCGGUUGCAAUAUGCGGUCUGAAAUCUCCUCUUCCACCACCACCACCACCACCACCACCACCACCACCACCACCACCACCACCACCACCACCACCACCACCACCACAACCACCACCACCACCACCACGACCUCGACACGUACCUGA